Messenger RNA from Aspergillus nomiae NRRL 13137, 1049 nucleotides. RefSeq lists its product as uncharacterized. The transcript has a single exon. The record is from RefSeq and is a predicted model, not a curated record. The annotation marks the transcript as partial. NCBI's taxonomy places the organism in Eukaryota, Fungi, Ascomycota, Eurotiomycetes, Eurotiales, Aspergillaceae.
AUGAUAACGCACAAGGUGCUGACGCUUCUAUUUGUGCUGUUCGCUUUGGCACUUGCCGAGCUGAGUGCCCCGGAUCUCGGUAUCAAGCAAGACAUGUCGGUCAGGCUGGGGGAGCACAAGAAAGGGGGAAAUGAAAAGGAUGGUGAUCGUCAAUGGGUUUGGAGCUCAGUUAUCAAACUGAACAAGGACAAAGAAGCGAAGGAAGUAAUCACGGACAGUCAAAUGGUUGCACUUGUGCAUCACGCUAGCGAUCAGAUGCAUGCGGAUGAAAACUACAAGAAGACCAAUGCCAAGUUACAGCCAUCCGUUAUGUCCGCCCUCCUUGUCGGUGAUGAAGUCUACCUGGCUUCGUCUAUGAAGGGCGACUAUUCCUUUAUCUACGAAUACAAUGCGAAACCCAAGAAGGGGAAAAAAGCCGGUACCGGAGAAGUUCGAGCCCAUGUGCCCCAGGAGAUUAAAACUGCUCUCGGAACGGCGAAGGAACCCCCAAGGGAAAACGAUCAGCAUAAGAACGACGCCUCCUGUGGAGAAGUAAUGGCCAGCUAUACUUAUCUGCUCAAGAACCACGGAGCGAAACUACAAGGCCAAAACGCCCGGGUCAUUGCCUGGAUACAGGACAAGUCCAAAAAUCAAGCUUAUGAUCCCUGCGGCACUGGGGACAAGGUAUGGGGAUGUGACGCUUUUUGCAGUAAGAUGGGCUUCAAAGUUAUUGAUACCAAAACCCCUGAAGACAAAAAAGAGAACAUCCCCGGCAUUGCCAAGCAUUCUCAACAAGAGCUUAUGACUCCGGCGCUUCAAAAAGAGGUUGCUGAGAUUAGAGACACGUUAAAAAAGGAAGAGGAGGAAAAGAAUAAGGAAGCGGCGAAAGCAAAGGAGCAAAGAAAGAAAGAGGCAGAGGAGAGGAGAAAGAAGGAGGCCGAAGAUAAGAAGAAGAAGGAGGCCGAGGACAAGAAGAAGAAGGAGGACGAAGAUAAGAAGAAGAAGGAGGCCGAGGACAAGAAGAAGAAGGAGGACGAGGACAAGAAGAAGAAGGAGGCCGAAGAUAAGAA